Nematolebias whitei (Rio pearlfish) is the source of this 1247-nucleotide messenger RNA. It is a transcript of the gene stc1l, whose product is annotated as stanniocalcin 1, like. Gene Ontology annotation, biological process: intracellular calcium ion homeostasis. The transcript is spliced from 5 exons. The record is from RefSeq and is a predicted model, not a curated record. Gene Ontology annotation, cellular component: extracellular region. Lineage: Eukaryota; Metazoa; Chordata; Actinopteri; Cyprinodontiformes; Rivulidae. The coding region runs from base 72 to 848 and encodes 258 amino acids. Gene Ontology annotation, molecular function: hormone activity.
UGUGGGCAGUCUGACCAGCACAACAACAACACUCCUCAUUACACCUCCUCGUCUUUAAUCUGACAGACACCAUGCUGUGCGGCUCCGCCUUGCUCCACCUCCUCCUCCUCGCCUUCAGCUCCGCCACCUCCUUCGAGCUGCAGCCGGAGGAGGCCGCUCCCCGUCGGGCACGCUUCUCCUCAAACAGCCCGACUGAGGUGGCCAAAUGUUUGAAUGAAGCUGUGGCUGUAGGCUGUGGAUUCUUCUCCUGCCUUGAAAACUCUACGUGCGACACCGAUGGCAUGCAUGAGAUCUGCGAGUUGUUCCUCCAGUCAGCUGCCAGCUUCAACACAGAGGGGAAAACCUUCGUGAAGAGGAGUCUGCACUGCAUUUCCCAGGGAAUCUCUAACAAAGUCUUCCAGACGAUUCGCCGCUGUAGCAUCUUUCAGAAAAUGAUUGCAGAGGUUCAAGAGGAGUGCUACGCUAGUUUGGACAUCUGCACUGUGGCUCGUACAAACCCUGACUCUAUCGGCGAGGUGCUGCAGGUGCCAGCUCACUUCCCCAACAGGUACUACAGCACCCUGCUGCAGACUCUGCAGACGUGCGACGAGGAGACGGUGGCGCUUGUUAGGGCAGGCGUCAUGGCCCGCUUGGGGCCUGACAUGGAGACCUUCCUCCAGCUCGUUCAGAACAAACCUUGCCCCGUCGGCUCCGAUGCCAGCACCUACAACAACCCAGCCAGUUGGAGGAACAUGCCCGUGUUCAACAUCCAGCCUGGCUUCAGAAGCAGGGACCCCACCCACCUGUUUGCCCGGAAAAGAUCUGUGGACAACUUGGAGAGGCAGAGCGGGGUCAACGCUGACAAAUAGAUAAAAGCUCAUGUUACCUGUUCUACAUGUACACAGUGAUGCAGCUGCAGAAAGCUUGAGGUGAUUAUUCUUAAUGUUUUCUGUGCCCAUCCACAAACUGUUCAAUGUGAACUUUAUCCUCUUACAAACGUUUUAAAUAAUAUAUUAUAUUCCAAUUACGAUUGAUAUUUAUUUUAAAUUAAUUUAUGAGGUUGUCAUUUAAGGAAGAGUAAAGGAAGCUGAGGAGAUCAGAAGAAUCUUUCACGCUGGUCGUGGAGAUCUUUGACACCUUUUUGCUUGUCUGAAAUCACUUUAUAGGCUAUAUAUAUAUAUAUAUUAUAUUUACAGAUAUUGAGAUGCAGAUCAAAAUAUGCAUGGGAGCAGAUUUUGCUGGUUUUGUUUUAGAAAUAAACGCUGAUG